AUGGCACAGGACUACACAGAAUGGCUGGCGAUCAAUGUGCUGAACGAGCAGCAGCUCAUCAGCUAUCGUUCGUUGAGCCGAGCUUUGAAAGUGCACAGUAAUCUGGCUAAGCAGAUGCUCUACGAUUUCCACCACAAGCAGAACGCAAAGAAGCCUGGAUCUGUACAUGCUACAUACCUCAUCACUGGCACGAAGAUCAAAGAGGCACCGCUAGCGAAUGGAGGGCAUAGUCAGCACGAUGGCGAGGACACAGUCAUGCAGAGCAGUCCACCGUUGCCUAGCAGUUCUGCACCGCAAACCGAAGAACAACAUCAUGAGCCCAUAGAGGUGCGGACGGUCAUGCUGGCAAAGGAGGAGCAUCUGGAAAAUGCCAAAGCGAGUUUCGAGAGCGUCACAGGUAUACACAUCUACAGCCUGCAGGCCAAGGGUCUCAGCGAUGUCCGGGUCCUGACCGAGUGCAAUCGGAAAAUCGCCGCAGACUAUGCUUCGGAAGACCCUUUGGAGGCCUGGAAGCAGUAUGGUACGAUUCAGAACUCGAAUGUGAAGCGAAGGACGCAGCGUCGACAGCCACCGCCACCGCCUGCCGCUACAGCCGGAGCUACUAAAGCAAAAGUUGCGACUACCACAAAACCAGCUCCCCUGGACAAGCAAGCCUCUAAAGAAUCGCAAGAGUUAAAGCCAGCGUCGAGACCUACGCUUGCGAAAGCAACACCAGAGCCGAGCAAGAAGCCAGCUACGACGAAACGGCAGAAUUCUGACAUCUUCAAGUCCUUUGCCAAAGGCAAGACUAAGGAGCAGGAACAAGAAUCCCAAAGCUCUGCUGAGCCAUCGCCCAAGCCGCCUGCUGAAGACGAACCAAUGGCCGACUUCUCAAACGAGGAGAGUGGAGAGGACGUAGACGAAGCUGAUGCAAUGGAGACGGUUGUGAAAGGCCCAGAAGGCAAGUCGAAGGAAAAACGCGAAGCAGAUCUGCAGGCUAUGAUGGACCAGGAGGAUGAGAUGAUGGACGAUGCUGCUGAGGCUGCUCCAGAAGUCGAUCAAGAUGAGGGAGCUAUUGACAAGCCUGACUCACAGACUGCAGAAGAGCCUAAAGAGACAGUGGAGGUCGAGAAUGGACGAAGACGUGGCAGAAGACGAGUGAUGAAGAAGAAGAAUUUCAAGGACGAGGAUGGGUAUCUUGUCACGAAGGAAGAAGCAGCCUGGGAGUCCUUCUCAGAAGACGAGCCACCGGCCAAGAAGAUCAAGGGUCCGUCUGUCACGACUAUGCAACAGCCUAAGCAAGUUGCUGGUGGCAAGAAAGCUGGCAAACCUGGUCAAGGCAAUAUCAUGUCGUUCUUUGGGAAGAAGUGA
This is a messenger RNA of Recurvomyces mirabilis, 1350 nucleotides long. RefSeq lists its product as uncharacterized. The transcript is spliced from 2 exons. Gene Ontology annotation, biological process: DNA synthesis involved in UV-damage excision repair; DNA strand elongation involved in DNA replication; nucleotide-excision repair, DNA gap filling. The coding region runs from base 1 to 1350 and encodes 449 amino acids. Gene Ontology annotation, cellular component: nucleus; delta DNA polymerase complex. The record is from RefSeq and is a predicted model, not a curated record. NCBI's taxonomy places the organism in Eukaryota, Fungi, Ascomycota, Dothideomycetes, Mycosphaerellales, Teratosphaeriaceae. Gene Ontology annotation, molecular function: DNA-directed DNA polymerase activity.